This is a messenger RNA of Eucalyptus grandis, 2700 nucleotides long. RefSeq names its product leucine-rich repeat extensin-like protein 4. Gene Ontology annotation, molecular function: protein binding. The transcript has a single exon. NCBI's taxonomy places the organism in Eukaryota, Viridiplantae, Streptophyta, Magnoliopsida, Myrtales, Myrtaceae. The record is from RefSeq and is a predicted model, not a curated record. The coding region runs from base 150 to 2321 and encodes 723 amino acids.
CUCCUCCUCCCGACAUCCCUAGAAAAAAACACCAAACCCUCCUCUCCCUCUCUCCUCAAUUCAAACCGCCACCUUCUCUCUCUCUCUCCUCCAAACUUCAGAUCUCAAAGUUCCCAUUUUUUCUCUCUUCAUCGCAUGCGUGGCAUGCGAUGAAGACCACGACGACGACGACCGCCGCCGCCGCCGCCCUCUUCGUCCUCUUCGCCUCCCUCGCCGUCCUCUCCGCCGCCUCCGCCGCCCAUGGGGCCGCCGAGCACCGCCUCCUCCUCCACUAUCUCGACGAGUUCGGCGACCGCGGCUUGCAGGUCACCGUCGACCCCUCCGCAUCCUUCGAGAACCCGCGCCUCCGCAACGCCUACGUCGCCCUCCAGGCCCUGAAGCAGGCCAUCCUCUCCGACCCCAACAACUUCACCGCCAACUGGGUCGGCCCCGACGUCUGCAGCUACUCCAACGUCUACUGCUCCCCCGCCCCCGACGACCCCAGCGUCCGCACCGUCGCCGGCGUCGACCUCAACCACGGCGACAUCGCCGGGUACCUCCCCGAGGAGCUCGGCCUGCUCGCCGACCUCGCGCUCUUCCACCUCAACUCCAACCGCUUCUGCGGCAGCGUGCCGCAGAAGUUCCGGAACCUGAAGCGGCUCUACGAGCUGGAUCUGAGCAACAACCGCUUCGCCGGGAAGUUCCCGCGGGUCGUGCUGGAGCUCCCGGCGCUCAAGUUCUUGGACCUCCGGUUCAACGAGUUCGACGGGUCGGUCCCGCGGGAGCUCUUCGACAAGGAUCUGGACGCCAUUUUCAUCAACGACAACCGGUUCCGGUUCGACCUGCCCGAUAAUCUCGGCCACUCGCCGGUGUCGGUCAUCGUCCUGGCGAACAAUGACUUCGGCGGGUGCCUCCCUCAGAGCAUCGUCGAGAUGAAGAACCUGAACGAGGUCAUACUCAUGAACAACGGGUUCAAAUCUUGCUUGCCGUCGCAGCUGGGGGAGCUCAAGAACGUGACGGUCUUCGACGUCAGCGUCAACCAGUUGGCGGGUCCGUUGCCGGAGAGCGUGGGCAAGAUGGUGAGCUUGGAGCAGUUGAAUGUGGCUCACAAUCGGCUGUCCGGGAAGAUCCCGGCGAGCGUUUGUGGCUUGCCCAAGUUGCAGAACUUCACGUUCUCCGACAACUUCUUCACCGGCGAGCCGCCGUCUUGCCUGCGACUGCCGGCGGUGGACGACCGGAAGAACUGCUUGGCGGGCAGGCCCGCACAGAGGUCGCCGAUUCAGUGUAGGGCGUCUGCGUCCAGGCCUGUGGAUUGCAGUGCUUUCGGAUGCUCUCGUUCCUCUGCCCCUUCUCUUUCGCCGCCGUCCCCGCCAGUCGUCUCUCCACCGGGGCCGGCAGCGCCACCGGUCGGCUCCCCUAGUGGUGCUCCAUCGCCAAUGCCAGUAGCUCCGACUUCGCCGCCGGUUGGAGAGCCACCGCAGUCGACGCCUGGUCCUGGUAGCUCUCCAUCGCCAAUGCCGGGGGCUCCGACUUCCCCGCCGGUCGGGGAGACGCCGCAGUCGGCGCCUGGUCCUUCCACUUCGCCAUCUGCUAGCUCUCCAUCGCCGAUGCCAGAGGUUCCGACUUCCCCGCCGGCUGGGAAGCCACCGCAGUCGGCGCCUGGUCCUUCCACUUCGCCAUCUGCUAGCUCUCCAUCGCCAAUGCCGGGGGCUCCGACUUCCCCGCCGGUCGGAGAGACACCGCCGUCGGCGCCUGGUCCUUCCCUUUCGCCAUCUGCUAGCUCUCCAUCGCCGCCGCAGCCGGUGGACCCUCCUGGUAGCUCUGUAACGCCAUCGCCGGCGACACCUACCUCGUCCCCUCUGCCAUCGCCGCCCGUUUACUCACCUCCCUCGCCCGUUUACUCAACGCCUCCACCGCCUUCUUACUCAUCACCUCCACCAUCUCCCCCACCACCGGCUCAAUCUUCAUCUUCCUCCCCUCCUCCUCCGCCGCCAUACUCUCCACCCACCUAUUCCUCCCAUAGCUCCCCACCACCACCACCUCCACCUUCAUCUUCACAUUCUCCUCCACCGCCUCACGUAGAACAUUCGCCACCAUUGUCGCCGCCGUCGCCAUCCACCCAUUAUUUGCCACCGCCUCCCGCCCACCAUCAUGGGUCGCCGCCGCCGCCGCCGCCGCCGCCGCAGCAAGGUCACGAUCACUCGCCCCCUCCUCCAGAAAUUCCAUGUGAACAGUCGCCGCCUCCGCCAUCCCCACCGCCCCCGGCCCCUGCAUACAAGGGGCCAAUGCCACCGAUUACUUCAGUCCCAUACGCUUCUCCUCCACCGCCGCCUUUCUAUUAAUUCUUUUUCGAGAAUUUGUUUUUUCCCCCCCUCUCUAACCUCCUCUCCCAAAUUUGCACCCAAUGAGAUUCCAGUAAUAUGGCAUUUUCGGAUCAUGUGCAGCGUUAGAUUGUUCGCCGUAAUUUCUCUGAAAAUCAGUCGACGACAAAACUGUUGUCAAAGCAAGAGGGAAAGAGGAGAGAAAGUCUCUACAAUCUAUUUAUUUUUAAUUUUUUUUGGGAAUAUUAUUUCUGAGUUUGUGAAAUAAAUUUCAAGAAGAGUAGAGCGAUGUAAGGUUGUAGGAUUGUAUUAUGUAUAUCGGUCAUCGUUAAUGGGAUCAAUCUCCAAUCAGGGUCACUCCCUGCUGUUUGAAUUGGUAUGAUCUUUUAGUUCUGCAUCA